AUGCCUCUUCUCGACAUUUAUCCUUCCUCUACUAUUUACAAUUUCGAUGAAACCAGAUUCAACUGGGAUGUCUGUAGCAAGUAUACCUAUGAUUUCAAAGGUGCUCAAAGAGUUGUGGGUAUCCAAUCAGCUAAAGCCAAACACUCAAUCACUGUGAUGCUUUUGAUCAGAGCAGAUGGUAAAAAGUUUCCUGCGUUGUUGAUCUUUCAAGAGAAAACUGGCAAGAUUCCAUUUCGUUUAUAUGAGCACUUAACUAUCCCUAACAACAUCGUUGUCAAGGCUAACAGGACUGGCUAUAUCACUGAUGACAUGAUCAGCGACUAUCUAAGAACAGUGCUGACAAAGGAAAGGCAGCUCAUCAUAAUGGACCAAGCAACUAGUCAUAAAACUGAUAGAAUUGUUCAAGCGCUAUCUGACUUGCAAGCUCAAAGCAUCAUUAUCCCAGGAGGAUGCACAAAGCAUGUCCAGCCACUUGAUGUCAUAGUCAUAGCCAACUUCAAGAGAAAGACAACUCAGUUUAGGGUUGAGUACGAAACCGAGGAAGUUGAAAGAAGAUCACAAAGAAGCGGAAACAUCAAGGCUCUUGAUAGACAGCAAAUGAUAAACUUGGCCUCAAAGGCUUGGGAGGAAGUGCAUCCAGAUAUUAUCAUAACUGGCUUUCAAUUGACAGGAUCUUAUGGAGUUGAUCACCCCAAGUUUCUUCGCCACCGAUCCAUGCUUAAAAGAGUUAAUUAUUUAAAAAACUCUUAA
Blepharisma stoltei is the source of this 750-nucleotide messenger RNA. The record is from the annotation of a GenBank genome assembly. Lineage: Eukaryota; Ciliophora; Heterotrichea; Heterotrichida; Blepharismidae.